This is a messenger RNA of Paramuricea clavata, 6378 nucleotides long. The record is from the annotation of a GenBank genome assembly. Lineage: Eukaryota; Metazoa; Cnidaria; Anthozoa; Malacalcyonacea; Plexauridae.
UUUGUGGCCACAAUUUCUGAUCGUGGGGCAUGCAUUCCUGUGAUGCCUCGAUUCCGUGCAAAUCCCUAUAUGUUUUCCAGUAAUAAUAAACUAUUUCGAAGUUUAACCACACUGAUACCACGAUUUUCAACAUAAGCCUCCAAAUUGUUGUUUAAAUACUUCCUCUUUUCAUUUUUGAUAUUUUCAAUAGGUAAUGCAUAAGGGAUAUAUAGUAGAUAGCUAGAACACACAUAGCCAAGCUAAAAAUCUGGACAAGACACUUUCACAACUCAAGGUUACUGCCAGAUCCGACUCAACUUGCGUCCACACCAAAUUAAUUUCUGCCCUUUCUUGAACUUUUUGCAUUUACAAAGCCAUAAUCGAUAUUUGUGUUCAGUUAUCCUCCUCCAACCUUAUUUGAUAUUGUGAUGUGUUGAAGCACUUCUCUUUGCCAUUUGAAUACUUGUCGAUUUAGAACGCGCAAAACAGACAAAACACUCUUUACUCGCAUUGACAUUUUCGAUACGACCAGGCAUUAUUUUCAUUAACUAGAUACUGACAGCAUCUAAAAUUACUUCCCAUACUAAAAAUGAUCAGAUUUGCCCUUCACUUUUAUGUUUAUUUACCUUUUUAGUUCGCGCACAUGCAUAUUUCUACCAGCAGGCCACAAAAGUUGUCCGAAAAUAAGCUUACGUGGCAGUGUCAUAUUACUCAUCGCAGUAAAGUGUUGAUUUCCUCCAAUCCAUAACAUCGGUUUUCUCAAGUGUUAUUACGGCAGAAAACCGAUGAUAAAGCUGGAGAAGACUGGCAGCGCUUGGUAGAGUUAAAUUAUAUGGAUCAGAAGCACUGUUUUCCACACGCGCGCGUCUGAGGUGAUCUCAGAAUCCGAAUUCCGAAACCAUUGGAAACCGUUGGAAACAGUGCGCCACAAACUUAACACCUCCUAGAAAUCGUAGAGCGUAAAACUGUAUUUCUGUGCUAUAUGAAAGGCAUAUACAAAGACAGCAGAGACUCUAAGAGCGCGGUAGUCUAUACUUGCCAAAUAGAAAAUUUAACGGGGGUGGAUAUCUUUUAUUCUAAAACUACAUUAUCUUUUUGGACGAUAUAGAGCAGUUCCGAGUAUAGCGACGUCGAUUUUCAAGUACUGCUUCGUAUACUUCCGAAAUAUAUUGAUUAUUGUUUUCGUUGCCUGUAGACUAUGCUAAAUCUCCAAGGAAAUUAAAGCUCAAAUUUCCCGCAUUCCCUAUUACAGGCUAAAAUAUAUAUGUAGCUACAGUUCGAAUCAUUCAGCGUCAUCAGUGUCAUUGAUGAAACUUUCUGAUGGCUGGAUUUUCUCCACGUGAUGCAUCUAUGUUUCACUAUUUCCGUAAUGUAUUGUAUACUCUACUGUAAAUAUCAUAAUCUUCUUGCCAUUAUAUAUCACAGCCAAAGAAUAUCAAAGCCACAAAGAAAUUGAGCAUGGCUUUCGUACAAAUUCCCCCUGACCUUGUUGAUAAUGCGUGCUAAUCGUAAAAUUUUGAAUAUUUAAAGAGACGUUGUGAGACGAUGAUCUCAAGAAAACCGCCUCGUGUUCCAUUGAGAGCCUUGUCAUUUGUUGGUUCAAAUUUCGCGCGAGCCACCGUUAAAUAAAAUAUGUACAUAGCUUUAUUUCAUGCGCACAUAUGCAUUCAUUCAUGAUUCAUUCAAAAAAUACUGUUUUAACCGUUGUUGACAUAAUUAUAUAUACAAAAGCUGCUUUACAAUAUAUAUAAAAGUUUCUGCGUUCAACUGAGUGGCAUUAUUUGACCUCGACUUAAAAACUUUUCAAGUAAAAGAAGUCCAUAGUAUUAUACUACCACACACUUUAUGGAUCAAAGGUAAAGCAUGCUUUGAACUGACAAAGAAGUUUCGAUAUUGUAUAAACCGCAAUCUUGAAGUGCAUUUCCGCAUACACUGUAUCAUUUAAUACUUAUACAAAACAUAUAAAGAAGGCCAUCAUUUACCUUAUAAACUUCCAAAAUUGUCGUGCUUCCGUGAUAUGGCGUGAGCAGGCGUUAUCAAUCCUCACUGUUCAAAAUGGCUGACUCAGUAAUCGUGUAAUAGCAUGCUACUAGAUGCGUUUGAGGCGCGUGAUAACCUGUUGGGCAAAAAGGAAAUUUUAUUCACUGCUUGGCCGAUGACGCACGUGUGACGCACAUUGGCCGUAUGUGUCACGGAAAUAGGAAAUGAAAGGUUAAGAUUACUAAGAGUUUUAAGUAUGUUCCGACGACUCAUUUUCCGCCUAGAUUUACAGCUUCCGAGUAAAAUAUAGAUUUAAUAUUUCCUGUGUACAAAGAAAUCGCACUUCUGGCAAAGUUCACUUUCAAGUUUCAGUAUUCGGGCUUUCAGUUAAUUUAUUUCAAUUAGUUAUUUUCUUUGUCAAGAUUGCUUUAAAUUUAAACUAGAAUGUUUAUCGCGUCAGUAUAAAGUAAUUCUUGGUUAUCUUUCAUGUAGUUUUCUUGUGUGUAAAAUUGUACGAAGACGAAAUUAUAUACAGUAUAACGAUUAAGUUUCAAGUUUCAUUUUAAAUUUCAGCUUCGGUUUUUAGCUUAAAGUUUUGUUCUGCAUGGUUGCCUUAAUUAAGAUUCGUUUACAUGCAUUUUUAAAUUGCUAUAAUUUCUACUGCAAUCUUCGUCUGCACCUAAAAUAAAUCGCAGCAAAAACAGGCUGUAUAUAUAUAUAUAUAUAUAUAUAUAUAUAUAUAUAUUUGUUUAUAUUUUCGGUAUUUCUUUUUAUCAAUCUGAUGAGUGAUGGAAAAUUCUCCAUACUUCUGUCUAUCGCGUGAUCCUACUUUAUGUCAAAUAUGAGAUUUCCUGCUCGACUAAUUGAUGUUACUGCAGUAUCUCUUGGAAAAACAGUUUAGUUAUAAAUAAAACUGAUAAAAUCGUUAUACAGUAUAAAACAUUUAUUAAUAAAUAAGCAUAUAUCCUGAUAUCCUUAUUCUAUAUUUUUAUACAUGUAUAUCCUUAUAUAGCUGUUAGCAAGUAUUUUUAACUGAAACAAUUAUGUUUAAUUUAAGUCAUGCAUAUAUUGUCAUUUGCAAUAAUAUUUAGUUAUAUUUCUGUAAUUACAUCUUAACAAUGGGUUUAAUUGGACAAAAUUAUUUGGGUAAAAAAGUAAAAUAUAUAUAUUUUCUGAAUUCACCAUUAUCUUAUAUAAGACUAACAGUUUAUAUUAUUGCUUAGCACGAGUCAUAACGACCAGUAAUAUUGGUAAUGACCCGUGUUGUCGCUAUAAAAACAAAAUUCCCAAUGAAAAUAAACCCCUUGAGGCUUGCUUUUAUAUUAGGGUGUACUCAGAUCUAAACCGUCUUCCCUGAAGUUCAGUGAGACGUCCUUUAUUGCUCCUAUAGUUACUUCAGAAAUUAUCUUCAGAGAGUAUCAAGAAAUUUGAGUAUUAUAGUUUAUAGUCUUGACUUUGUUCAUUUAAAUAUUUUUAAUUUCAUUGGCUCUUUUUACGAAGUUAAUUAAACCUUCAGUGUCAAUUUUGAAAGAAAAUGAAAUCAAAACCAUGUCUAUGCCGCAUAGAUUGCCGUUGGUAGUUAGUAAUACGGAUACUAAAUCAUGUAGCUCAUUGACAUUGAAAAUGAUUUUGGUAGUAUACAUGUUCAAGGCAGUAGUCGCAUGUUAUCUUUGAAGACGGAGCGCUAUUCGCCAUUGCGCGUUAUUUUUACGAAUUUUGAUUGCCUCAACUUUCUUCUUUGUCUUCCAUUUUGUUUUUGGUAAUGUGUAUGGUGAAAGCUUAAACUCAAAUUGAAAUAAAUGAUUGAAGGCACCAUAUCUGAUAGCCAAUAAAAAUAAAUAUAAAUAACAAAGGCCUGUUCAUAUGAACCAGGCCAUAUCCCCGGCAAACCGGGCCAAUUCACCAUAUAGCUUCUUAUUCUUCUUCCCAAACGUGGCGAUUGCAGCAUCGUUUUGGUGCUUUUGUAUCACAGUAACUUUUUGGCGAUUAACAAGAUCGACACAUGUAUACUUGAAAAUAAUACCAUCAGUUUUUGGCACAAGAGUUUCUCUAUUUCCUCGGAUUUCUCUAUAUCAUCAUCAGGAUGUUUGAAUUAUUUAUGGACCUCUACUCGUGAUAAUCAAACGAACUGCGAGAAUUUUAAAAUGAAACUCGACCGUAAUUUCAUGAAGAGGAAGUUUUCUAAUAGUCGGGUGGCAUAUACUAUUCAAAUUUCGUUGCAACCAGGCAAAUUUUAUUGCUCUCUGGUGACAUUGAGUUAAAUCCUGGCCCUAUUAUUCAAGGCGUUGACAGUCGUAAGGAUUAUUUAGAACAGUUUGUUAAUUCAUUAGACAACUCAUCCUCUAACCUACGAAUUGCACAUGAACACAUCAACGUUCGUAGUCUUCGGAACAAGCUAGAUGAAAUAGAGAUCUUGUUAAAAGUAUGCCGUUUGGAUGUCCUGUCAAUAACUGAAUCACAUAUCUUGAUGAAAAUAUUGCAAAUCAACAAUUGAACAUCGAGAACUAUAAACUAGCUCGAAGAGACAGAGAAACUGGCCCCGGCGGAGGUUGUAUUGUGUAUGUUGCAGAUCAUAUUUGUUUCAACUCUCUCUCUAGAGACACGCAACAUUGAGGGAAUAUGGAUAAAAAUCACGGUUAAUGCGACUUCAAUCGUAUUAGGAACUAAGUAUACAGACCUCCACUAUCAGAUUCCAAUAUCUUUAACAAAUUCUAUACCAUGUUAGACCUAGUCUGGAGCAAAUUUAAGAAUGUGUUAAUUGUUGGUGACCUAAAUGCAGAUAUUUCUCGGUCGGUGAACAAUGAUGUCUCAUCAAUCCCUGGUAAAAAAACUGCUCAGAACAUUAGAACAUUUCAAUUACUCCAUAAUGAACGACCAAUUACCCACUAGAGUUACAACAUCAUCUUCAACUUUAAUUGAUCAUGUUAUUUCCAGCAAACCUGAAACAAUUAAAGAAACAAAAACUCUGGAAUUAGGAAUAUCUGAUCACAUGCUAGUUUAUGUUUCGCUGAAGACCAAGUUAAGAAGAACACCACCUAAAAUUAAACGAAUUUACAAAAGAUGUUGAAAAAGCGCCUUGGUCUGUGUGUUCAGUGUUUGAUGAUAUGGAGGAUGUCUACUGGACGUAGGGUCAUCUUUUCAACAACAUUUGCAAUAAACACGCUCCAUACAGACAAGUCAAGAUUGAACAGAACUCCUUGCCAUGGAUCACUCCACAAAUUAGGCAUAUAAUGAACCUCAGAUACAAAACAUUCUUGAAAGCGAAGAAAUUGCAAAGCCAGGAGUUAUUCGCUGAAUACCGUAAGUUGAGAAACAGUAUAACGCACGAAGUACGGGUUUCCAAAACUAUGUAUUACACGGACCUUUUCAACGAAGUUAAAAGCUGUAAAACCUACUGGAAGCUGUUGAAAACUGAAUGCUACCAACAACGUGUCAACGAAACCAAUACUCGGUAUUAAAGGAAAAGAUGGAAAGAUUGUUACAUCAGAUCAAGCUAAGGCGGCAAUUUUCAACCAACAUUUCUCAACGAUAGGUGAAAAACUUGCAAACAAUCUACCCACAACCGAUCAGAAUACCUCCAUCAGCACCAUCAACCGUGUUACGCCCACAGUAAUGGACAUUAACUUAACAUGCGAAAAUGUGUCAACAGCAUUAACCAAGGUGAAAGCGGAUAAAGCAUGCGGUCCUGAUAAAGUUGCACCAAAGUUAUUAAAGAAAGCUGGUCACACAGUCAUUCCAUCAUUACUUUCCCUGUUCACAUCAAGUGUGUCACGCAACAGUGUUCCUGAUCAGUGGGAAAGAGCUAGCUAAUGUCUCGUCAUUGUAUAAGAAGGACGACGAGACUGACAAGAGCAACGACAGACCUAUAUUCCUACUAUGUGUUCCAGGUAAACUCAUGGAGACCUAUGUAGCUUCCAUGCACCAUUACAACACACUUAACAGAACAUGACCUUAGCCAUGCAUAACCACCAAUGGGCAUAUAAGAAAGGACAUUCAACUGAGUUACUCUUAGUCAAGAUGACGGAGAAUUGGAGACGAGCAUUGGAUAACAAUUUAGUAGUUGGUAUUGUAUUUGUAGAUUUUCGGAAGGUAUUUGAUUCUAUCUCCCACCCAGUCCUCCUUAGAAAGUUACAAGAGCUCGGUAUAUCGGGUGAUCUGUGGUGUUGGGUUAAAAACUAUCUUUCCAACCGUCAUCAGGUUACAGUAAUUAAUGGUUGUAUGUCGGAGUCGAUGCCCGCAGUAAAGUUUGGUGUUCCGCAAGGAUCUGUUCUUGGUCCAAUUCUGUUUUCCUUGUUGUGUAACGACCUACCAGAUAUUAAUAUUUCGGAUGAUGGAGAUAUUUAUAUGUAUGCAGAUGAUACCACGCUCUAUGCCUUUGCACCAACACAAGAUCUUGUUGCAGAAAUUCUCAACAAAAUA